CCUGAGCUGAGCAAAGGCACCGCAUUAUUCAUCCAUCCGUCGACAGCCGACACAGAGCGAGCAAGCAAGAAGAUCGGGAGGAGGAUCGGAGUUUGAUCUCCAUUCGAUCGAUGGCGCCGGAGUUUGGGUGGUGGCCGAUGUCGCCGUGGCUGAGCCCUGGCGCGGCGUCGUUCAUCUUCUUCAACGUCCUCGUCGGCGCCAUCGCGGUCAUGUCGUCGUCCCGGGGGCGGGGGCAGGAACCGGCCACCCGGCGCAAGCUCGUUCGCACCGCCUCCACCGUCGUGCUGGAGAACCUGCGUUCGAUCUCCAACUUCCCCUUCCACUCGCUGGGCGACUACGACGUCGCCGCGUACUCUGCACCGGCGGCGUCACAGCUCCACCACGUGCAAGACCAGGAGUAUACGUUUCGAGAGCAGGAGGUACGGGAGGUGAGCAGGAUAGAGUCCGAGCCGGCAUCAGUGGCCGAAGAAGAAGCUGUAGUGGCGGCCGCAACAACCACCUCGCCGCAGAGCGCGCCUGUCGCGGCACCGGCGGCACAGGAGGUGAACAGGAUGGUGGAGCUCGAGUCAGCAUCAGUCGCCCAAGAAGAAACUGUAGCGGCGGCCGCUACAACCGCCUCGCCGCAGAGCGCGGCACCGGCAGCACUCGACGCGUCCGCGGCGGCGACUAAGGGCGAGGUCGAAGCCGAGGAGUCCAUCAGCUUGGACGAGGCAUACGCGCUGGCGCGCGCGGGGCGGCAGUCCGCCGCCGACACGGUGGCCACGGUGCCGAAGAAGGCCAAGGGGCGAGGAGCCUACGGAUGCGGGCGGGGAACGGAGGAGGUGGACGCGCGGGCGGAGCAGUUCAUCCGGCAGUUUCGGGAGGAGCUCAAGCUGGAGCGCAUCAAUUCCAUCCUCAACCACACCCACGCGCUGCGCCGCACCGCCGGGGCGCGGUAGCCGGCGCCGCCGCUCGGCCGACCGUCUCGUUUGAUCGUGUAGAGAGAGGAUAAUAUUUCAUUUGCUUGUACAGCAUUCAUGGGUCAUUCCCGCAGAGAAUGAUGCGACAGCACACAGUUUUGGAUAUGUUUUAUACUAGCAGGCAGAGAGAACUGCCAAAACAUCGCAUA
This is a messenger RNA of Triticum aestivum (bread wheat), 1108 nucleotides long. RefSeq lists its product as uncharacterized. The transcript has a single exon. Bases 111 to 938 code for a protein of 275 amino acids. Lineage: Eukaryota; Viridiplantae; Streptophyta; Magnoliopsida; Poales; Poaceae. The record is from RefSeq and is a predicted model, not a curated record.